Hydatigera taeniaeformis is the source of this 711-nucleotide messenger RNA. The record is from the annotation of a GenBank genome assembly. Lineage: Eukaryota; Metazoa; Platyhelminthes; Cestoda; Cyclophyllidea; Taeniidae.
AUGGAGCUUCAAAGUAAGAUAGAGAAGCUGCGAGCUGACUGUAGUAACUCCGACCUGCAGAUAAGCGCUUGUCAGAGGCAACUAAAAAAGCAAAAACUGGAUGCCAUGGUUAAAGCAGUAAAAAAUCCAACAGAUGUAGAUGAGCUCAUUAAGUUUGCACAUCGCAUUAGCUGCAGCUACGGUGCUCUGGCUCCCGAUAAUUGGGUUCCGGGGGAUCCUAGACGCCCCUACCCCAACAAGGAAGAAAUUCGUCGUGGAUAUUUGGGCCAUCUUGAUGACUCCGGACAUUUCUUACCCACUCUUAAAGAUGCCAUUGCUCAGUUUCAGUCUACUGCCUACUCUCCAAGCCUGAGCGUAUCAAAUGUGAAUGUAGUUCCAUCUCCUGGAGGAAUGAUGUCAUCUAACGGCAGUGGCAGCCAUUGGAUAGAUCAACAACAACAGCUCCGACAUCUUCCGUCUUCUCUCACCGCUAUUCUCUCCAGUGUUGGCAGCGCCAGCGGUAGACCACCUCGGGGACUUCCAGAGAGUCCUAGUCCUCGAAUUAGGUGGCAACAGCACCAGCAGCAAGUACGACAGGGCUUGCUGGGAGUGCACUCUAGCACUCCGCCACAGGCAAAGAAGCGACCACACAUCGAGGAACCUAGAAUGUGUUCUGACACUUCCUCAGACGACGAUGGGCGAUUCGGCGACUUCACCCACCGCGGUUUCUGA